This is a messenger RNA of Loa loa (African eye worm), 480 nucleotides long. RefSeq lists its product as hypothetical. The transcript is spliced from 3 exons. Bases 26 to 262 code for a protein of 78 amino acids. Lineage: Eukaryota; Metazoa; Nematoda; Chromadorea; Rhabditida; Onchocercidae. The record is from RefSeq and is a predicted model, not a curated record.
AGUUUCAGGUCUCGGAGUGCAAAAAAUGUACACAGAAUUAUUACUUUAUUGCAUCCUCCCAGUUCUAGCAUUAGCUCAAAAUGCACUAUCAGAUGAAGCAUAUGAAUAUAGGCAAGGCUUAUGGCCUAUUGUGGAUGAUAUGGAAGAAUGGCCAAAUAAAUUAUCUAGUGCGCUCUACUACGAUCCACGCUUGAAACGCUGGGCAAGUCAGCUGAGACUUGGCAAACGAGCAAACUGGGCCAGUAAAGUACGCUUUGGAUGACAAUAACACCGAUACUGCAAAGGAUCAGAAGGCUUGCAGUAAUGGAUUUAAAACGAGUGAUCAUUUUCUGCUUGUAAAAUUUGCUUUUAAUUAAACAAAUCCGUCGGUCCCACCUUUCUCGAUGCGACUGUCCCCAUGGAGUAAUCUAACAAACAUAUUCCAAAUUCAUGAAAGCAUUGAAGAUGUGGUUCGUUAUGCAAACUUUCAUCUUGGCGGGA